UCGCAGCUUCCGUAUUGAACGUCUUGGUCCAAAGCGGAUGGACUGUGGCCUAAUGCACAAGUAAUUAGUUUUCUGUCGCUCCUUGAACGAUUGGAGGUGCCGGAUGAGCGCAUUGGCCGGGGAACUUCAACCCUGGUAGAUGCGACAUUUUCUGCUACGCAAUUUUCAGGAAGAUGAAAUGGACACACUUGCAGUAUUUUGUAUCACCUCUGUGGUUUUUACAGGUUUAACAGCAGGAUCCGGGGUGUUGCCGGAUGGGCCUCUGACCGCGGCCGUGGGAGGCUCGGUGAAGUUCGAGACCACGGUACCUCCCUCGGACACACCUUUCUUGGCGGUGACCUGGACGUUUGUCAACGACAUAGCGGAAAUUCCCGUAAUAACGGCUACGUCUAAAAAUGUAACCAGCCCAGAGUUUGAAGGCAGGGUCACCCUCUUCAUUCAGACUGGAUCUCUUGAGAUCAGUAAGCUGACUCUGAGCGAUAGCGGAGAAUACAGAGUUAUCCUUGUAAGAGAUGGCAGCCCCCCAAUCAUAGGAUCCACCACACUUCAGACACUUGUUCCAGUCUCAGAUAUAAAGAUAACGGCCAACGCCACAAACCUUUUGGAGUUCAACACCCUCAGUCUGUCCUGCUCUUCGUCCGGAUCGUCGCUCACCUUCCAGUGGCUGAACGGCAGCGCCGAGAUCUCGGCCGACGACAGAGUUCAGAUCGGCGACGGAGGAACCGCGCUCACCGUCGCGCCCGUGACGCGCUACGACCACGUGUCGUUCAGAUGUCGGGUGUCCAAUGCUGUCAGCGGAGGCACCAGCGAGUCGGUGCAGCUUUUCGUCAACUAUGGGCCAGACCCUGUCCAAAUCACAGGACCGACCCAAAUUGCUGAAAAGCAGACUUUAACCUUAACUUGCUUGGCCGCGUCUUUCCCAAUUGCCACUUACACAUGGAUGCGACUGAACCACACAGGAGAACUACACAAUUCUUCGAGCUUCAUCAAAAGCAACGUCGAGCUUUCCGAUAGCGGAAGCUACAUCUGUAGCGCAUCGAAUCACGUAACUGGGAAAAUCGUGUCUGCGGUCCACACGCUGACUGUAACAGUUGAAACAGUUACUACAUGUUCAGCCGGUUGCAUCGCUGGCAUCGUUGUGUCCUGUUUAGUCAUCUGUGCAGCAGCUAUCGGUGGAGGAUACUACGUUUAUCAUAAACGGACACGGUCAAAGAAUCUCGCCAACAGAAAGAUCUCUAUCAGGACAGCAGGAGGCAAAGACCAGGACAACACAACAGAAACAAAACGUCAGGAGGCGCAUUAUGCAGAUCUGACUAUUCUCCACGGCAAGGGCACCGGGACGCUCCAUCUGGAUCUUCAAGACAGCCACACAGAGUACGCCACGGUCCGGGUCAACAACGAGCCUCCUUCCUACGACGCCCACAUCGGGCGGAUGAAGAGGCGAGCCCCUCAGCCGCAAGACGCUCACGGAGGCCAAGCCCGGUCUCAGGUUGACAGCAACUAGUGGUGGUGUUGUCGAAGUAGAGACCGCUUGAUAGUGGGGCGUGUGGUCUUCCUCAAUGGCGCACUAAUGACUGCUAUUGUUUGCGUAGUCAACAUGCAUCGAGGUUAAUCAUUCAUCUGUUGACAGACACUAAAGUGCAGCGUCGCACGAUUAGAUCCAUCAACUUCAUUUGAUUAGUCUACUUAUCAGAGGUUAGGUAUGGCCCGCAGGCAGUUUCAUAACGUAAUGGAGCGCAAAUACUAUAGAGUGGAAUAUUCAUUGUUGUACUUCUUGAAAUUGUCACCUUUACUCCACUACAUUUACUUUGUAUCAUGUGCCUUGAAUUUAUGUCAAAAGUAUGUAUGUCAAAGUGUAUCUCAAAUCAUCUUUCCCCUUUGAAAUGAGUGGAAAUGCCAUGAAGACAUUUUAGCUCCCCCAAUCCCCCCCAAAAAAUUUAAUUGACGGAAAGUAUUAGUUUAUAAUAGUGUUCUUUAUAAAAAAAAAAACAUACAACAAUAGCAAAUUAAAUACAAUGUCAAGAAUUAAACGUGGAUGAAUUAAUGCUGCUGUAAAAUGUCAUAUUCCAUUGCAAAUGAAGACCAAAUGCCCAUGAGUAUCGUAAUUGUCUUUCUAAAUGUGUUGCACCACUUUUUGUGUUCAAACUGCCAUUGCUUCAAAACUCACAACUACGGAUGCUUGUCAUCCGUCGAGAUGCCGGCUGGAGUUCGACUUUGUCCCCGUUCUCAGUGAGUUGAAGACCACAGAAUUUCCACACUAGUUUCUUCUUUUGC
This is a messenger RNA of Syngnathoides biaculeatus (alligator pipefish), 2274 nucleotides long. Its product is annotated as carcinoembryonic antigen-related cell adhesion molecule 20-like. Bases 140 to 1504 code for a protein of 454 amino acids. The transcript has 8 exons. The record is from RefSeq and is a predicted model, not a curated record. Lineage: Eukaryota; Metazoa; Chordata; Actinopteri; Syngnathiformes; Syngnathidae.